This is a messenger RNA of Arabidopsis lyrata subsp. lyrata, 753 nucleotides long. RefSeq names its product NHP2-like protein 1. Lineage: Eukaryota; Viridiplantae; Streptophyta; Magnoliopsida; Brassicales; Brassicaceae. Bases 117 to 503 code for a protein of 128 amino acids. Gene Ontology annotation, molecular function: RNA binding. The record is from RefSeq and is a predicted model, not a curated record. Gene Ontology annotation, biological process: mRNA splicing, via spliceosome; ribosome biogenesis; maturation of SSU-rRNA. Gene Ontology annotation, cellular component: precatalytic spliceosome; small-subunit processome; nucleolus. The transcript has 5 exons.
GACAAGCAUAUAAGUAACAGCUUAAGCCUAAAUUCUCAUUCAGAAUCUUCAAGCUGAGAAACUCGUAGCCUCUAAAACCCUAAUCCUCUCUGAAACCCUAGCAAUCGCAGCUGAAAAUGACCGGAGAAGCCGUUAACCCUAAAGCGUAUCCGCUUGCAGAUUCUCAGUUAUCGAUAACGAUUCUUGACCUCGUUCAACAAGCAACUAACUACAAGCAGCUCAAGAAGGGUGCUAAUGAAGCUACAAAGACUCUUAAUCGUGGAAUCUCCGAGUUUGUGGUUAUGGCUGCAGAUGCUGAGCCUCUAGAGAUUCUUCUUCAUCUUCCCUUACUUGCUGAGGAUAAGAAUGUUCCUUAUGUCUUUGUGCCUUCAAAGCAAGCUUUGGGAAGAGCCUGUGGUGUGACUAGACCUGUUAUCGCUUGUUCAGUCACAUCUAAUGAAGCUAGUCAAUUGAAAUCACAGAUCCAGCAUCUCAAGGAUGCUAUUGAGAAGCUUCUGAUCUAAGGCAUUCUCUGAUUGAUUGCUCGGUAUGAUGGGUCUCCGUGAAUGGGAAGGCUUUGACUGAAGUUUUGUUUAGGCAACUACCAAAUCAAAAACCGUCCAUGAUUCUACUAUCUUCACUUCAAGUUUGUAACGUAAUUCACUUUUCUGCAUUUUCAGUUUCUUAAGAGUGUGCUGGUUUUUGGUUUUGGUUUGUAGCGAAUCAUUCUCGUAUUUAUGAGAACUUGUUUUGACUUCUAUUUUUUCCUGAAAA